GAUAUAUAUUGUGCUUUGGUAUCUUCCUCCUGAUCAUUGCCUCAAGAUUCCUCCACGCCAAUCUCGCACAGCUAAUACAUUCAAGUCACGAUGCGGUCCUUUUCUCUGUUUCUGGUUGGUCUCGCAAGCGCCGCCAACAUUUCUGAAAUCUCUCCAUUUGUCAGACCAAGCUUCCCUAUCAGUACUAUUGAUAAUGAUGGUACGCACGCGGGUCGCUACGAUGUUCGCAAAACGAUGGUCUGGCUUGAUGAAGAGAACCCAGAGAACUUGAACAGCUACUGCUAUUUCUAUUGGUUGACCACCACCUGUGGACGGAAAUUUCAUACGAUGCUGGCCCCGAACUUCUUCCGCGGCGAGACAACUGGUAUCUUUAGAGUGGAAGAUCUGCAGAAGUUUUCAUCUACGGGGGCAACUGCCUUCGCACCUGGAACUGGGAGCACCGAGUUUCUCAAUUUUCGGUCAGAGAUUCAAAACCUCACAAGUCCACGCGGAGGUGACAACUUCACUGAUGUGCAUAUUUCUGCGGACUAUGCCGGUGUCAAGAUGGAUGUUCAAAUGACUCCGACGGGCAAGAAUUUGUACAUUGGGGGCGCUGGUGGCGUAACGAUCUCACCCAAGGAUGGUGGAAACUCUAACCUAAAUGACUAUCGCACGCUUGUCCCAGGAUAUUCCUGGUAUUGGGGGAACCCAACCCUUAAGCUUGAAGGAACUAUCACGGUGGAUGGAGAAGAACUGCAAAUUGACUCAGAUCAGUCCAGAGGCUAUUUCGAGCGCCAGUGGGGCGAGUUCGGGAUUGCUGGAGGUCACUACGGAUAUUGGCUCUACCUUUCCAAUGGUAUCCUGAUCCAUGGCUGGGUUGUAGGCCCAACAGUCGAGGAGCCUUACGGCAUUCCUGCCUGGGCGACGAUCUGGCACCCCAAUGGCAUUCACGAGGUCCUUGAAGUGGACAACACUACAAAAGGACUCAAUCCAUGGACAAGCGAAUACAGCGGGAAUAACUAUUUCCAAGAUGUCGAGUUGAACCUCUCUCAGCGCAACGCAUCCUUCAACAUCCACCAGGUAAUCAAGAACGGCGAACUCGGCCCACUUCCAGGUACCAAAGGAUACAACAUCAGUGAGGCUUAUGCUCAAGGAGAUGGCAUCUGGGAGAACGAACGAGUUACCUUCUAUGGUCAUCUUGAGCAGCUGUCGUACUGGUAGAGACUAUAUCUGUAUGGUUUGGAGUCCAGUUGGCGAAUCCUCAAUGUUUACCCGAUCAAGGCGCAAGCGUGUAACUCGCGACUGUGUUCAUAUAAACGACAUCUAGACCAAAGCCCUAAGCGUUAGCCCAAGAUUCAUCUAGGCUACUAUUAAUUGACUCUUAGCGACCUAGCAGUCUAGAGCUUUCUUACAAAUUGGAUACGACUCUAGUAUCACUGUGCGAUAGCUCCCUGAACAUAGCUUCUUACAGUAUUAAGGAAUUAAUUCUGCAGGUUAGCCAUCAAUGAAAG
Messenger RNA from Alternaria alternata, 1490 nucleotides. RefSeq lists its product as hypothetical. The transcript is spliced from 3 exons. The record is from RefSeq and is a predicted model, not a curated record. Bases 91 to 1200 code for a protein of 369 amino acids. Lineage: Eukaryota; Fungi; Ascomycota; Dothideomycetes; Pleosporales; Pleosporaceae.